Molecule: messenger RNA, 570 nt
Organism: Colletotrichum spaethianum
Lineage: Eukaryota; Fungi; Ascomycota; Sordariomycetes; Glomerellales; Glomerellaceae
Exons: 2
Coding region: 1-570 (189 amino acids)
Source: RefSeq, a predicted model, not a curated record
AUGGCCCCAGUCACCGUUUGGGAUGACAAGGCCCGAUCUGACCUGCUGGUCGCCUUCCUGACAGUCAACAAGCCUUCCAAAGAGGAUUGGGACCGUGCUCUGGCUGUUGUCCACGACAAGGGCUACACCUAUAACGCAAACGCUGUCAUGUACUUCAUUCCUUUCUCCUCCCUCAGACUCUUCGCCUUCGCGUACCUAUCAUCGCUGCCAUUCACACUUUACGCAUUAUUACAUGCAUACAUGAGAAAUGCUAACUGUUAUCAAAGGCAGCACAUUCAGAAGCUUCAGCGCAAGGAGCAAACCGCUGGCGACAGCGGCGAGGGCAGCGGCACUCCCGUCAAGAAGGCUACCAAAAAGGCCACCACUCCCCGCAAGCGCAAGUCACCGGCCAAGAAGACCAAGGCGGAUACCGAGGCCGAGGAUAAUGAGGAUAAUGAGGAGCAGGAGGAGACUCCUGCCACCAAGAAGGCUCGUAUGCCGAAGAAGGCUAGCAUGACGGCGGAGGCUGACGAGUUCCUUAACACCGAUGACAUGGGCGACAGCUUCGAGACCAAAGAUGCUGGUAUCUAA